This is a messenger RNA of Aplosporella prunicola CBS 121167, 2759 nucleotides long. RefSeq lists its product as uncharacterized. Gene Ontology annotation, biological process: regulation of DNA-templated transcription. The coding region runs from base 441 to 2585 and encodes 714 amino acids. Gene Ontology annotation, cellular component: nucleus; chromatin. Gene Ontology annotation, molecular function: histone H3K36 methyltransferase activity; protein binding. The transcript has 2 exons. Lineage: Eukaryota; Fungi; Ascomycota; Dothideomycetes; Botryosphaeriales; Aplosporellaceae. The record is from RefSeq and is a predicted model, not a curated record.
CCCAAGGCCGCCGUUCAUUCCACACUCCGCGCCAUCAAACCCCCCGGCCGCCCUCUAUCCCUCACGCCUCGAACCCGCUCUGCGCAAGUCUCUCUCUCCCUCUGCAAAAAAAAAGCCUUCCCGCCUCGAGGCAGUCCGCCGUCAUUAUUAUCGCCGCUCGCUCCUUUUCGCGCUUCGCAGCCCGGCCCGCGCAAACGCCCAGCCGGUCCCCAUCAAUUCGCCGGCACCCGGCAAGCCCUUGAGCAUCUCAGCGGCGCAGAUACUUCCAGGCGUUAGGCGCGCAAGGGCGUACGUGUGGCGGAUGGUCAUGCUGCUGCAAGCCAACGUCUGUAUAGGUACGGAAUCGCUUAGUGCUUGAAGGUCUUGGGGCGUGUCUCGUCCACCUUCACAAUCUCUCCCGCGCCGUCGACCCGCCUCUUCCACGACCACACACGCACGCCAUGUCGGACGCCGGAACCGAGAGCAAGUCGGCUCAGCUGGAGUCCGAGGUGCGCGACAUGAAGCUCGAGGCCGAAAGCCCCGUCGGCCCUGGUGGCGCGGACCCGGAGACGGAGUCGCAGGAUUUGGGGAAGCAGCAGCCAGCCUCGACUGGCUCACCCACGCCACUCCAACCACCAGCCGCUUCAAGGACACAGUCACCGGCCAUGAUGGAAAAGCAAAGCAGGUCAUCCUCGGAAGAUGCUGAGCGCGAGGAGAUGGUCGGUGGCGACAUCACCGUCAAGUUAGAACCCGGCAAGGCUCCGAAGCUCUCGCGCAGCAUCUCGCAGAAGAUUGUGUCGCGGCCACCACCACUAUUCUCGCACUAUGAGGACAAGACGCAAGAAGCCAUAGGCAGUUUCGAGGUGAUUGCGGCCUGCACCUAUGGCAACAAGUACAUGGGUUCGACCGAGCACGCGUUGGAGUGCGACUGCGUCGAGGAGUGGGACCCCGAGACCAAAAACAACACGGCCUGUGGCGAAGAUUCCGACUGCAUCAACCGUGCGACGAAGAUGGAGUGCGCCGGGGAUUGCGGGUGCGGCCCGAAAUGCCAAAACCAACGAUUCCUCAGGAAACAGUAUGCCAACGUUACCGUCAUCAAAACAGAACAAAAAGGCUACGGCCUUCGCGCGAAUACCGACCUGUACCCAAACGACUUCAUCUUUGAAUAUAUCGGAGAAGUCAUUAAUGAGGGUGCCUUCCGUCGGCGCAUGAUUCAGUACGAUGAGGAAGGCAUUAAGCAUUUCUACUUCAUGUCACUCAGCAAAGGCGAAUUCGUUGAUGCGACGAAAAAAGGCAAUCUCGGACGCUUUUGCAACCAUUCUUGCAAUCCCAAUUGUUAUGUUGACAAAUGGGUGGUUGGUGAGAAGCUCCGCAUGGGAAUAUUUGCCGAGCGCAACAUAAAAGCCGGCGAGGAGCUUGUCUUCAACUACAACGUUGAUCGCUAUGGUGCCGACCCCCAGCCAUGCUACUGCGGCGAGCCUAACUGCACAGGCUACAUUGGUGGAAAGACUCAGACCGAGCGUGCAACCAAACUGUCCCUUACGACGAUUGAAGCCCUGGGCAUCGACGACUCCGACGGCUGGGACACUGCUGUCGCGAAGAAGCCCCGGAAGAAGAAGGUCUCAGAGGAUGAUGAGGAAUACGUCAACAACGUCGAGCCCAAGUCUCUCGACGAGGGCGGCGUCACCAAGGUCAUGGCUACGCUAAUGCAAUGCAAGGAGAAAUGGAUUGCCGUCAAGCUGCUGAGCCGCAUCCAACGUUGCGAUGACGAGAGAGCACGGAACCGCGUCAUCAAGAUGCACGGCUAUCAAAUUUUGAAAACCACGCUGACGACUUUCAUGGACGACCACAAUGUUGCUCUGCAAAUCCUCGAUGUCUUGGACAGGAUGCCGCGUUUGUCCCGCAAUAAGAUUCAAAACUCCAACAUCGAGGAAACCGUCGAGACGCUAAAACAUUGCGGUGACGAAAGGGUCGAAGGCAAGGCUUCUAGACUUCUCUAUGAGUGGAGCCAGCUCAAGAUGGAGUACCGCAUUCCCCGCGUCAAGCGCGAUCCCAACGCCGUAGUUGAGACCAACAGACGUAUUGAACGCGACGACCGCCCUCAAAGAGAUCGCUCGAAGUCACGAUCACGGUCAAAGUCUGUUGAAGCCCCUCGUGGACCCUCUGGGCGCCCAGGGAAUCUCCCCGCACGACCGUUCCCACCGCCCAGGCCCUUCCGUCGUGCUCCGCAGUUCAAUCCUCUACCACCCGGAUGGUUCAUGGCCCAGGAUCAGACUAAUGGUCGAGCAUAUUAUUACAGCGCUAGCGGUGAAACGACUUGGCAGCGUCCGACGGUGCCUGCAGCGCAACCCCCUCCGCCGCCGAAAGAGAAGACGAACGAGCAAAAGUUGCAGGAUAUCAUUCGCAGCAUCACGGAGAAUACAACUCCCAAGACGCAGACUCCUACAUCGACCACUCCGCAACCCACCUUCGAUUCAACGCAGAGAGAGAAGAAGUCUGGUACCGAAAAGUGGAGAUCCUACCCCGAAGAAAAACAGAAGAAGCUAUACGAGAACACUGUGAGUCGUCUUCCGUCUAUUCCUCAGCAUGGUAUUAAUGCGAUGUAGAUAUUCCCACACAUCAGAUAUGUCCUCGACAAGUUUAAACACAAGCUGCCAAAGGACGAUCUCAAGCGCUUCGCAAAAGAGGUACGUAUACUCGUAUGAGUAAUUGAUAGCCUAACAACUGACGCAAGCCAGAUCUCCAAAAAGCUUGUGAAUUCCGAUUUUAAAAAUGGUCGC